AUGCUUUUUCCGGGGCUGCUCACCUUUUCUGGGUGCUGCACCAAUGUGAUCUCCAUGGAGCUGAUUUCUCAGCUGAAACCCGUGCCAUCGAACCUCAUAACUGCGUGCCAGUACCUGUUCAUCUCGCUCGCCGUGGCGCCUUUUCUGCCCCGAAAUAAGGACAAACGUCCUCCGUUCCAAUAUUUUUUGACCACCUCGCUCUUUUUCCUGUGUGCUAUCGCGAAUAACCUGGCGUUCAAGUACGGCAUCUCUGUUCCCGUGCACAUAGUGAUGCGGUCGGCGUCAACACCGUUGACCGUGAUCAUUGGGUCGCAAUUUUUUGGCAGACGCUACUCUAUCUACCAGAUCGCAGGUGCUACCAUUUUGUCCGCUGGUAUAACUAUAACCACACUUUCCGGAGAAAAUAGUGACUCCCGCCACCCCGUUACCCUUGCAGGCCUGCUGCUCGUGUUUGCGUCGACGCUACUAGGAGUUGUUACCUCGUUCUGGAACAACAAAAUCAUGCUAACGCAGAAACUCAACUGGAUCCAGACCCUUUUCUACACCCACUUCUACGGCCUGCCGUCUCUGCUGCUGAUUAGCAACGGCAUAGUUGCCGAGCUACAACUGUAUGGACGUUCUUCUGAAUUUUGGCGGUUUGCAAUGCUCAAUACCGGCACGCAGCUCGUCUGUGUCACCGGAGUCAACAUGCUGGCCCAGAAAACUGACCCGCUUACGCUCGGUGUUGUACUGCUUCUGCGCAGAUUCGCCUCGUUCGUUAUCUCUCUGGUGUUUUUCAGCCAUAACUUGGGAGCAUUGGGUUAUCUGGGCAUGCUCACCGCGUCUGUGGGGGCUCUCAUCUAUCAACUAGACGAUAGAAUAAAUAAACUGAAAUAA
This is a messenger RNA of Ogataea angusta, 876 nucleotides long. RefSeq lists its product as uncharacterized. The record is from RefSeq and is a predicted model, not a curated record. NCBI's taxonomy places the organism in Eukaryota, Fungi, Ascomycota, Pichiomycetes, Pichiales, Pichiaceae. Gene Ontology annotation, molecular function: transmembrane transporter activity. The transcript has a single exon. Bases 1 to 876 code for a protein of 291 amino acids. Gene Ontology annotation, biological process: transmembrane transport. Gene Ontology annotation, cellular component: endoplasmic reticulum membrane; Golgi membrane.